AAUGAGGGAGGCGAGUGACCCCACGCCACGGCUGCCCCUCUCCCACCAUACCAGUACCACCCUCGCUCGCAGGCAGCAAUGAUAGCUAGCAGGCAGGCAGAGCAGGGAAGGAAUGACACGGCCACAUGAAGCAACCAGUUCUAGCUAAAAACUAUCGAAGACCAAAUCUUGUGCCUCGGGGUUGGACUGGCCGGUAUUGUUGUUGCUCCUUCCUGAUGGGGAACUGCGCCGGCGUGCAGGGGAACGCCGAGAUCAACCCCUCCUUCAGUGCCCCCAACUCCACAGGUAACAACUCCAAGAGCAGCAGCAGCAAUGCGACCGAUUCCAGCAGCAGCACCUUCGGUUCCAAGGGUUCCUUCUCGGUGCCGCCGACUCCUCGCACCGAGAAGGAGAUCUUGCAGUCGACCAAUCUCCGCAAGUUCACCUACAGCGAGCUCAAAGGUUCCACCAGGAACUUCCGGCUGGACAGCCUGCUGGGGGAGGGGGGAUUCGGCUCCGUGUUCAAGGGGUGGAUGGACGAGCGAACCUUCACACCCGUCAAGCCCGGCACCGGGAUGAUCGUCGCCGUCAAGAAGCUCAAGCUGGACAGCUUCCAGGGGCACAAGGAAUGGCUGGCUGAGGUCAAUUACCUGGGGCAGCUAUCACACCCCAACCUCGUGAAGCUCAUCGGGUACUGCUUGGAGGACGAACAGCGGCUUCUAGUCUACGAGUUCAUGCCCAGGGGCAGCUUGGAGCACCACCUUUUCAGGAGGUCUCAACAUUUCCAGCCCCUCUCAUGGAAUUUACGGAUGAAGGUUGCUCUUGAGGCCGCCAGGGGACUUGCUUUCCUGCACAGCGAUGAAGCUAAAGUUAUAUACCGUGAUUUCAAGACCUCCAAUGUCCUUCUUGACUCGGAAUAUAAUGCAAAACUCUCAGAUUUUGGCUUGGCGAAAGAUGGCCCGAGUGGUGACAAAAGUCAUGUUUCUACUAGGGUCAUGGGCACUCAAGGAUAUGCUGCCCCAGAAUAUCUCGCGACAGGCCAUUUGACCGCGAAGAGCGACGUAUACACCUAUGGUGUUGUUCUUCUGGAGUUGCUGACCGGUCAGCGUGCACUGGAUAAGAACCGCCCGCCUGGACAGCACAAUCUGGUGGAGUGGGCAAGACCUUACAUCAACAGCAAGAGGAGGGUCAUCCAUGUCCUGGACCAGCGUCUGGGAUCACAAUACUCGCUUCCCGCAGCACAGAAGGCCGCGGCGCUUGCGAUGCAAUGCUUGUCGAUGGACGCGCGGUGCAGGCCGGACAUGGACCAGGUCGUGACCGUGCUGGGAAAGCUCCAGGAGGUGAAGAGAACACGCAAGUAAGGAGGAUUGUUGUUACAAUUGGUCAUUUACCUCUCUGGAGCAUCACUCGCUCCGUGUAAGAACACCUCGGAUUGUAGAAACAGUGAACAGAUGCCGGACUUGAGGGGAAGACUAGCUUUCGAAUCUGCCAAGCAGAGAAUGUAAAAAUAUAUAUUGUCUCAUGUACAGCUAGCUGUUAGCCUGUUACUUUGCUGUCAGCCUGCCACUUGUUUUAUGUACCUGCAGUACAUCCACCUUUUAUAACACGUUGAGAAACAGUUUUGUGUCUCCGAUA
Molecule: messenger RNA, 1614 nt
Organism: Lolium perenne
Lineage: Eukaryota; Viridiplantae; Streptophyta; Magnoliopsida; Poales; Poaceae
Product: receptor-like cytoplasmic kinase 176
Biological process (GO): protein phosphorylation
Molecular function (GO): protein kinase activity; ATP binding
Source: RefSeq, a predicted model, not a curated record